AUGGAGAUCGCGCUGGUGACUCUGGAGAACGGCGGCGCCACGGCCAUCGCAGGCAGCGAGGAUGCCGCGGUCGGCAGCGGCAGCGCCCGGGCCCGGCGGCGGGGCAACUUGCUCCACAUCGCGGGCUCCGCAACCGCCGCCGCCGCUGCGCCGCGGCUGAGCGACGGCAAGGAGGGAGCCCCGCCGCCGCCACCGCUGCCAGCGGACGAGGAGCCGGAGCGGUCCCCGCCGGCCCCCCGAGGAGGCGGCAGGAGGCGCAGCAGCGGCGGCGCGGGCAGCGGCGGCGCGGACAGCGGCGGCACGGGCAGCCCCAUCGCGCAGGCGGCCGCGCGAGGGGCGCCCCCGCAACCGCCGCCGCGCGCCCCGCGCCCGGGCGCGGCGCUGGAGAUGGGCCCGCUGGAGGAAGGGGGACACCGCCGGGGCAUGGCCAUGGCGGCGGCGGGCGAGGAGGAGGAGGAGACGGGGGCGGCGGCGGCCAACCCGGGCACCAUGCACCACCAGCGGGUGCUGAUCAACAUCUCGGGGCUGCGCUUUGAGACCCAGCUCGGCACCCUCAACCAGUUCCCUGACACGCUGCUUGGGGACCCAGAUAAGCGUAUGCGCUACUUCGACCCUCUCCGUAACGAAUACUUCUUUGACCGCAACCGGCCCAGCUUCGACGGGAUCCUCUACUUCUACCAGUCCGGGGGCAAGCUCCGACGGCCAGUCAAUGUCUCCAUCGACGUCUUUGCCGACGAGAUCCGCUUCUACCAGCUGGGCGAGGAGGCCAUGGAGCGCUUCAGGGAGGAUGAGGGCUUCAUCAAAGAGGAGGAGAAGCCCCUGCCCCGCAAUGAGUUCCAGCGUCAGGUCUGGCUCAUCUUUGAGUACCCUGAGAGCUCCAGCUCGGCCCGGGCCAUUGCCAUUGUCUCUGUGCUGGUCAUCCUCAUCUCCAUCAUCACUUUCUGCCUGGAGACCCUGCCGGAAUUCAGGGAUGAGAGGGAGAUGCCUGUGCCCCUACCUCCACAAAGUGGAGGUUCGAAUGGCACGACUGGGGACUCCCCACCCAUGCAGCCACCCAGUAGCCUCUCUGACCCCUUCUUCAUCAUAGAGACCACCUGUGUGAUCUGGUUCACCUUUGAGCUACUCGUCCGCUUCUUCGCCUGCCCCAGCAAGUCUGAGUUCUCCCGCAACAUCAUGAACAUCAUUGAUAUUGUGGCCAUCAUCCCCUAUUUCAUCACCCUUGGCACCGAGCUGGCCCAUGAGCAGCAGCAUCCUGGGACUGGCAGUAGCAAUGGGGGCGCGGGCCAGCAGCAGGCCAUGUCCCUGGCUAUCCUCAGAGUCAUCCGCCUGGUCAGAGUCUUCAGGAUCUUCAAGCUCUCCAGGCACUCCAAGGGGCUCCAGAUCUUGGGACAGACUUUGAAAGCCAGUAUGAGGGAGCUGGGCCUCCUCAUCUUCUUCCUCUUCAUUGGAGUGAUCCUCUUUUCGAGCGCUGUCUACUUUGCUGAGGCAGAUGACCCUGAGUCUCAUUUCUCCAGCAUCCCUGAUGCUUUCUGGUGGGCAGUGGUAACCAUGACCACUGUGGGCUAUGGGGAUAUGCGACCUGUCACUGUGGGGGGCAAGAUCGUGGGUUCUCUGUGUGCCAUCGCGGGUGUGCUCACCAUUGCCCUCCCUGUCCCUGUCAUUGUGUCCAACUUCAACUACUUCUACCACCGAGAGACUGAUCACGAAGAGCAAGCUGUCCUUAAAGAUGAACACAGUAGUCCUCAGGGGAGCACAGCAAGUGGAGAUGCAAAAAGAAGAUCCAGUAGAAACUCUCUGAACAAAUCUGUUGUGCACUUGGAAAACAGUGAGGGAGUCAAAAAUGACACCAGCUCCUUAGAGAAAACGAAUAUCAAAGCAAAAAGUAACGUAGAUCUCAGAAAAUCCCUCUAUGCUCUCUGCCUGGACACCAAUAGGGAAACAGACCUGUAA
Colius striatus (speckled mousebird) is the source of this 1950-nucleotide messenger RNA. Its product is annotated as potassium voltage-gated channel subfamily A member 5. Lineage: Eukaryota; Metazoa; Chordata; Aves; Coliiformes; Coliidae. Gene Ontology annotation, cellular component: voltage-gated potassium channel complex; membrane. The transcript has a single exon. Gene Ontology annotation, biological process: protein homooligomerization; potassium ion transmembrane transport. The record is from RefSeq and is a predicted model, not a curated record. Gene Ontology annotation, molecular function: protein binding; delayed rectifier potassium channel activity. The coding region runs from base 1 to 1950 and encodes 649 amino acids.